AUGUCCAUCUCUGACAUCCUUUCACCAACUGAUGUGCCUUUGGUUGUUCAGGCGUUUUUUGACCAUGACAGAGCAGUCAAUCAUGACGGGCACACCAUGUCUUUGCUAACAGCUCAGGUCACGGAGCUGGUGGAUGGCAUCUUCAUAGGGCUUUCCAUGAACCACUGCCUUGCUGAUGGUACCUCUUACUGGCAUUUCUUCAACACUUGGUCUGAAAUAUUUCAGGCACAAACACAAACACAUGCCAGUCAAAACAAUAAUAUCAUACCCAAUAUCUCAAGACCACCAGUCCUCAAGCGGUGGUUACCAGAAGGUCACGAUCCAAUCAUCAGCCUCCCUUACACGCACCCAGAUGAGUUCAUUGGCAGAUUUGAAGCUCCCAAACUCAGAGAGAGAAUGUUUCACUUCUCCUCAGAAGCCUUAGCCAAACUCAAAGCAAAGGCCAAUGCAGAGGCUAACACAACCAAAAUCUCUUCCUUCCAGUCCUUGUCUGCCCUUCUCUGGCGCUGCAUUACCCGGGUGCGGCGUCUACCUCCGAGCCAGUCAACCAGCUGCAGGUUGGCUGCGAAUAACAGAGCAAGAUUAGACCCAGCAUUGUCUGGAGAUUACUUUGGGAACUCAGUUCACCUGAUCAAAUCAGAAGUUGUGACCGCUGGUGAAUUGCUUGAACAUGGGCUUGGAUGGGCAGCGUGGAAGUUGCAUGAGGCUGUCGUUAACCACGAUGACAAGUCGAUACGAGAGUUCAUUGAUGCUUGGUUGCAGUCUCGAAUGGUGUACCAAAUAGGCCAGUUUUUGGAUCCGCGCAUUGUGAUGAUGGGAAGCUCCCCAUGGUUCAACAUGUACGGAAACGAAUUUGGAAUGGGAAAAGCAUUGGCGCUUCGAAGUGGAUAUGCAAAUAAGUUUAGCGGCAAAGUGUCAUCUUACCAGGGAGGCGAAAGAGGAAGCAUAGACUUGGAGGUUUGUCUUGUACCUGAUGCAAUGGAUGCUAUUGAAUGUGACCAUGAAUUCAUGGAAGCCGCCUCUGUAACCCGUUAUUAG
This is a messenger RNA of Prunus armeniaca (apricot), 1038 nucleotides long. Lineage: Eukaryota; Viridiplantae; Streptophyta; Magnoliopsida; Rosales; Rosaceae. The record is from the annotation of a GenBank genome assembly.